This is a messenger RNA of Cyclospora cayetanensis, 1041 nucleotides long. RefSeq names its product ice nucleation protein InaA. Bases 1 to 1041 code for a protein of 346 amino acids. The record is from RefSeq and is a predicted model, not a curated record. The transcript is spliced from 4 exons. NCBI's taxonomy places the organism in Eukaryota, Apicomplexa, Conoidasida, Eucoccidiorida, Eimeriidae.
AUGCCUCCAACACCUAACCAGAUGAUAGACUGCCGAGUUUAUAGGGCAGGUAAUACCGGCAUAUGCUUACUGCGAGGUGACUGGCACGCUGCCAUUGCAGAAGUACAUCAUGUUGCUGCAAGCGCUUCAAUUCACUUUUUCAUUAAAUCAGGAAAUCCUGAGCAAAUUCCAAUGUCGCCUCCGUCAGCUAUACUCUUUGCUGCAGCUCUCUCUGCUGCAGCAGCAGCAAACGCCUUUACCCAAUCACCCCUCCUCCAACUUCCAAACUUUCUGACUGGCCAACCGGAGCCGCCGCAACAGCAUCCACCUAAGCAGGAACCUGAACAGCAAAAUUCCUCAGCAGCUGAGAGAGGUUCCUCAGCAAGUGCAGGAUAUUCCUCAGCAGCUGCAACAGAUUCCUCAGCAGCUGAGAGAUAUUCCUCAGCAACUGCAGGAUAUUCCUCAGCAGCUGCAACAGAUUCCUCAGCAACUGCAACAGAUUCCUCAGCACCUGAGAGAUAUUCCUCAGCACCUGCAACAGAUUAUUCCUCAGCAGCUGCAACAGAUUCCUCAACAGCUAGCCGGUACCGCGCUGCAGCCGCGGAACCAGAAGCCUCAGGAUACGGAUGCGAACUCGCUGCAGCGGCUUCCUCUGGACCUGGAUCUUCUUCCACCACUGGAGGCGAUUCCUCAACAAGUGCAGCAGAUGGCUACGCAGCUAGAGCAACUUGCUCAGCAAACGCAGCAAACUCCUCUGCAACCUCAGCAAAAUCCUCAGCAGGCAGACCAAGCUCCUCAACAGGUGGAGCAAAAUCCUCAGCAGGUAGACCAAGCUCCUCAACAGGUGGAGCAAAAUCCUCAGCAGGUAGACCAAGCUCCUCAACAGGUGGAGCAAAAUCCUCAGCGGGUAGAUCAAGCUCCUCAACAGGUGGAGCAAAAUCCUCAGCAGGUAGAUCAAGCUCCUCAACAGGUGGAGCAGAAUCCUCAGCAGUCACAGAGAAUGAUGUUUGUCCCAUUCGAGCCGCUGCAGCUGCCACUGCCCCUCACCAAUCUCGACAUUAA